AUGACGACUCAACACGACGCCAUCGCAGCGUUGCUAUGCACGCUUGCUCUGGUGCUUGUGGCGCUCAUGCCUGUGGCUGGCUCGACCCGUUCGGCUACGUUCCCGACAGCCUCUGCCGGGCGGCGGUACCGAGCAGCGGCGGUGGAACGGGCGCCGAUUGUGGGGCACGAUGGAAUGGAUGUGGCGGCGGCGGAGAAGCUAAUGCUGGCCAAUUUAGAUGAGAUCAACGUCGCGGUGGGCAUGGCUGCUGGGCGCGGUGCUGAUCUGGUUGUGCUUCCGGAAGACAAUCUGUAUGGCGCCGGAUACUCGGCUGCGGGCAUCGCGCCGUUUCUGGCCAUCCUGCCUGCUGCGCGCCAGCUGGCGGACCAUGUUAUUGUCCCAUGCACCAACGCGACAAUGUGGGCAGACGCAGUGGCGGCGGCUCGCGCAUCGUGCAUUGCGCGCGAUCACGGCGUGGUGCUGGUGCUGGACAUGGCCGAGCAGGUGGCGUGUCUCCCGAACGAGCGCUGCCCGCCGAUCGGGUAUUGGGCGUACAACACCCAGAUCGCUCUGGAUGCCGAUGGCCGGCUGCUGGCCAAGUACCACAAGCUGCACCUGUACUACGAGGCACAGUUUGAUGUGCCCACAACUUGGGCGCCGGUCUGGUUCACGCCGGCGAAGCUGGACGUCACCUUUGGCAUGAUGGUCUGCUUUGACCUGCUCUUUGCACGGCCAGCCAACGGCGACAUUGCCGCCGGCAUCACCGACUUUGUCUUCUCCUCGUUUUGGGUCAACGAGCCGCCGCUGCUCACCCUCCCGGCCGUACUGCGCGGGUGGAGCUCUGCGCACAAUGCAUCGAUUGUUGCCGCCGGUACCGGCUCGUCGUGGUACAACUCGGGCUCGGGUCUCUUCUCACGCGGCAAGACACUUGCAUCUUGGUACAAUCCGGGAUGGCAGGGCGAGACACAAGUUCUUGUCCACGAUGUAGUGACUUUUGGCGCGGUGCUGCCGCCGUUGGUCGCGCCGCCGCCAUCCCCAUUCCGCUUUCCGGCAUGCGGCAAGCGCUCAAGCCCAAUGGUGACGACGUUUAAUGUGACCGCCUCGUCUUCUGGGACCGCCACCGCGCACGCCGGAGGUGUGACUUGCACCGCCAGAUACCGCGUCUCGGAAACAUCGACUGCUUCCGAGAUCUACGCUGUCGUUGCGCUCGACGGCUGCUUCUCGCCGGUGCUGGAAGCCCGAGUCUGUGGGCUGGUCCGCUGCCUCUCUGCAGAAGCCUGCCUCAACACCGGGCUGCUUGCGGCAAACACAAGCUUUGCGAGCCUUACAAUGACAGCACAUCUGGCUGCGGGACUCAACGAUGGAGAUCUUGUUUUUGGCCUUGCAUCUGCCUCCAACGGCGUGCCGCUCGACUCGCAGCUGUACAGCGAGCAUCGCAGCGCGACCAUGGCAACGAUGGCGUCGACGGGCACCUUGGACAACGUUGUCUCGUUCUCCAUGUUUAUCCGCAACGAGUGGAUGCCCAACUGACUCCCCCCUCCCCCCCCCUCCCCCCUGGCAAGGUCAUGAUCUCGCUCAUUAUCCGCAACGAAUUGAUGCCCCC
This is a messenger RNA of Thecamonas trahens ATCC 50062, 1582 nucleotides long. RefSeq names its product biotinidase. Bases 1 to 1509 code for a protein of 502 amino acids. NCBI's taxonomy places the organism in Eukaryota, Apusomonadida, Apusomonadidae. The record is from RefSeq and is a predicted model, not a curated record. The transcript has a single exon.